This is a messenger RNA of Vicia faba (fava bean), 1050 nucleotides long. NCBI's taxonomy places the organism in Eukaryota, Viridiplantae, Streptophyta, Magnoliopsida, Fabales, Fabaceae. The record is from the annotation of a GenBank genome assembly.
AUGGGAAGGCACUCUUGCUGCUACAAACAGAAGCUUAGGAAAGGUCUAUGGUCACCUGAGGAAGAUGAAAAACUUUUGAAUCAUAUUACUAACUAUGGUCAUGGAUGUUGGAGUUCAGUUCCUAAGCAAGCAGGUCUUCAAAGAUGUGGUAAGAGUUGUAGACUCAGAUGGAUUAAUUACCUUAGACCUGAUUUAAAAAGAGGUACAUUUUCACAAGAUGAAGAAAAUCUCAUCAUUGAACUUCAUUCAGUACUAGGAAAUAGAUGGUCUCAAAUUGCAGCACAGUUACCAGGAAGAACCGAUAACGAAAUAAAGAAUCUAUGGAACUCUUGCUUAAAGAAGAAACUUAAGCAAAAAGGUAUAGAUCCUGUAACUCAUAAGCCACUUUCUGAGGUUGAGAAUGGAGAAGAAGAUGAAGAAAAAACCAGAAACCAAGAGAAAGUAACAGAAAUAUCAGAAAGUACUUCAGGUUCUUAUGAGAAAAAACAAUCUUCAAUUGUUGUAAGAGCCUAUGAACCUGAAAUGGAAGUUGAAGGUUCAUGUUCCAAUUCCAACAACUAUAUGAUAGGAAAUUAUCCUAUUCAGAUGAGUUUCACAUCCAAUGAUAAUCUUCCAAACAAUAUCUCAAAUUCUUCUACUCAUUGGUUCAACCAAACAGGCAUAAAGCCUUUUGACAUGAACUCUGAAUUCACCUCAUUUCUGCCUAGUUCUUUCUGCUACAAAUCAUCGGUUCUCGAUGUUCCGUCAGAAGAUGUUUUGAUUUCUUCGGAUUCUUUUGGUAUGAAGAAUAACAUGCUAUCUUCUUGGGGGUUAACUGAUUGUGACAGUUCUAUUAAAGAGAAUCAGACAGAAGAAGAUGAAGCUAAGUGGAAUGAGUAUCUUCAAAAUCCAAUGAUAAUGCUACAAAAUCAAGAAUCUGAGGGCUUAUGCAAUCAGAGAAAGGCUGCUGCAAAUUUGAGCCAUGUUGAUGCUUUAGAGACUAUAUUGCCUCAUUCAAAGCAACAGGAAUCUUCUCAAUCUUAUAGUGUAGCUGCUUUUGGACAUGUAUAA